Molecule: messenger RNA, 1180 nt
Organism: Gymnodraco acuticeps
Lineage: Eukaryota; Metazoa; Chordata; Actinopteri; Perciformes; Bathydraconidae
Product: immunoglobulin kappa light chain-like
Exons: 5
Coding region: 1-1044 (347 amino acids)
Biological process (GO): response to bacterium
Source: RefSeq, a predicted model, not a curated record
AUGACGUCUCCAAAGAUGGUCUUUUAUCUGACGUGUUUGUUCUUGGGAAAAAUCGCUCAGACGACUGAUCGGAAAAUAUCUUCAAGUGUUCGUCAAGAGAAACGUUAUAUAUCUGCUAAUGUUGGAGUAAAUGUGACUUUGCCAUGCUACAUUGAAGAUGGUGAAACAAAUUGGCUUUACUGGUUUAAACAAACUCUGGGACAGAAACCAAGGCUCAUCUCCACCGCCUAUAAGUAUAAUGCAAAACCCACUUUUUAUCAUGAAUUUAAGAACAAUUCACGCUUCACACUUGAUCAUGGAAAAAGUAGAAAUCACUUGACAAUUUUGAACUUGCACAUUUUGGACUCAGCUACUUACUACUGUGCAUUUGCCCCUCGAAUUGUUUUGAAUUUUGAAGAAGGCACUACAAUCAGUGUCAAAGGUUCUGGUUUGAACCCCCCACCUUCAGUCCAUCAGUCAGCAUCUGAGAUCAUCCAGUCAGGAGACUCUGUGACUCUGAACUGUACAGUACACACUGGCAGCUGUGAUGGAGAACACAGUGUUUACUGGUUCAAAAACUCUGAGGACUCUCCAGGACUCCUUUACACCCAUGGAGGCAGGAAUGAUCAGUGUGAGAGGAAACCCAACACACAGACACACACCUGUGAAUACAACCUGCCAAUGGAGAGCCUGAAUCUUUCUCAUGCUGGGACUUACUACUGUGCUGUUGCCUCAUGUGGACACAUACUGUUUGGAGACGGGACCAAGCUCGACUUUGAAGAUGAGGUCGACUCUCUUGUGUAUUUCUUAAGUGGAGCUUUGGCAUUCAACUCCAUUCUGGUAGUUUUACUGGCUUUCUUAGUGUACACGAUGAAAAAGAGAAACAACUGCCAAUCAACAGAGUCUGAAGCAAGAUUAUCAACUCCCUCUACAGCAAAUGCAGAGGGUAACCAGGAUGCAGGCAGCCUCCAUUAUGCUGCUGUAAGUGUCAAUGUUCCCAACAGAUCAAGACGACAGAGGAACAUCCCCAAUGAUGAAUGUGUGUACUCUGGUGUUAAGCUGUAGACAAACCAUGUUUGAUUACUUAUGUUAAACAACAUUGGAUUGGUGAUGUUUGAAAUGUGAUAUAGAUUUUAAAGUAGAUGUUUUAAUGUUGUGCUUUAUGUUUUCUUAUGUCCAUUGUUUCUCCUCAGUAUUCAAA